CAGAGGCGUCCGCGCGCGUGCUGUUGCUGUUGGGUUUCCAUGGCAACGACAAAGCGCCUCUUUGUUUGCCCGUUCAGGCAUCAACUAUAAUUGAUGUUUUAUCAAAGAGUCCGCAGCGUAACGUCACUGUGGACACCGUUCAUUCUCAAGAUUUCCAAGUGUAAGCAAACAUUGGUUUAAUAGUUCGCUAUCCCUAUGAUGGUUGUAAUAUAAAAGGUACACAAUCGAGCUCUCGAGUAGGAUUUGCAGUUACUGCGUUCAUUAGGCUAAUGUGCUAGCUUGGUUUAGCUAACCCGGUCAGUGCAGUUUGACUAGCGAUAGAUAGAUAACAGCUGAUCGGUUACCGAUACAACACUUUGUUUGUGAAAACACGGACCAAGUUGGCCAGCAUGUCUGAGAUGGAUGAGGAUGCAGUGUUGUCGGACGUGGAGGGAGAAGAAGAAGAAGCAGCACAUCAACAAGAAGCCGAAGAGAACGAGAAGGUAGAGGUUUGUCAUUUGACCAAAGAAACCAUAAGUCGGGGGCUCUCCUUGCUGUGCCGAACAGGAAAUGGACUAGGGCACGCGUUUGUCAAAGUGAACCUAAAAGACAACGGACUGGACGACAUUGCUGCGAUCGCCAGUUUUACUCACCUACGUUUUCUGGAUGUAUCCAACAACCACCUUAUUGAUCUUUCUCCUCUGGCGUCACUCACCCAGCUGCUCUGGCUGAAGGUUGACAAAAACGCUGUGGAAACCCUCAAAGGGCAACCUUUUCCUCAGUUGAUCUACUUGCAGUGGCUGAGCGUGGCAGGGAACCGCCUGGCCGACCUGGACGGCCUCGUCGGACCUUCUUUGGAGAGCCUCAAUCUCACAGGUAACCGUAUUCAGAGAGUGAAUGGUCUUCAGAGUGGCUCUUUAGCCAACCUGGUCACGCUGGAGCUGAGGGGAAACAAACUGGAUACCACAGAUGGAAUCAACCUUCCAAACCUGCGGCAAUUAUAUCUGGCCCAAAAUGCGAUCAAGCAUUUGGAGGGAUUAGAGAAGUUAGAGCGCCUCACCACCCUUCACCUUCGAGACAACCAGCUGGAUGCUCUGGACGGCCUCAGCCCCAACAUGAAGUGUCUCCAAUAUCUCAAUGUGAGAAACAACGUGAUCUCAGAUGAGAAAGCUCUGGAAGGCCUCGCGCGUGUGUCAAAAACUCUGCGAGCUCUGGUCCUUUCUGACAAUCCUCUGGUGGACGCGACAGACUACCGGCUGAGCGUACUGACUCUCCUGCCCCAGCUGGAGCGACUGGACAAAGAUCCCGUCUCCCCAGAGGAGAGGGUCGAGGCCCGUGAGAGAAUGAUGGCGCUUAAAGAAGAGGAAAUUUGAGCAAUAAGAUUUGCAAUGAUGGUCAAAAUAAGGAAGUGUUUGACUUCCUUGAAAACACAGGCUUGCUGCGUGACUGGUUGACAGGGAUUGUGUUGUUGGGCUACAUCUUGAUAGUGUAUCUGUCUGGUGUACUUUGUAUCUGUAACAAGGAUAAUAAAAGGUUCCCAUCUGUCAUUUUCUUACCACCCAUCAAUUUUCUCAACAAUAAAAAAAUGUAAAUGUU
Molecule: messenger RNA, 1575 nt
Organism: Gasterosteus aculeatus aculeatus (three-spined stickleback)
Lineage: Eukaryota; Metazoa; Chordata; Actinopteri; Perciformes; Gasterosteidae
Gene: lrrc23
Product: leucine rich repeat containing 23
Molecular function (GO): protein binding
Source: RefSeq, a predicted model, not a curated record